This is a messenger RNA of Cucumis melo (muskmelon), 1720 nucleotides long. Its product is annotated as L-ascorbate peroxidase 5, peroxisomal. The record is from RefSeq and is a predicted model, not a curated record. The transcript is spliced from 9 exons. Gene Ontology annotation, biological process: hydrogen peroxide catabolic process; response to reactive oxygen species; cellular response to oxidative stress. Bases 495 to 1382 code for a protein of 295 amino acids. Gene Ontology annotation, molecular function: heme binding; peroxidase activity. Lineage: Eukaryota; Viridiplantae; Streptophyta; Magnoliopsida; Cucurbitales; Cucurbitaceae.
CGAAUAUGUUUUGGACGAAACUCUGUUCGGUUGACCUUAUUGGCUCACACUCCGCCGGUGGCUGUCGGGUUCCGAAUCGUUAAUCCUCAGACGAUAUUCGGACGGACGAAACUUCUAAGCCCAACGCGCUUCAAACUCGCGUCUCAAUUCCAUGCAAUAAAAUCUGCCCAUUUCAAAAUUCCGUCUCUCAACGCAUAACGUCUUUACGCGCGUUUUAUUCACCCGGAAAAUAGAGCGUGACUCCGAGUAAUCGACGCAAAAAGUCCCAUUUCUUUAUUUAAAAUAUACAUUUCUCUGCUCCGCCGCGAAGCAAAGAACCCAAUGCUUUCCUUGGCGCUUUCGUAUACUAAGAAUCGCACCAAAAACUCCAAUUCUCCCUCUUCGUUUCUUCUCAAUUUAAACCCUAAAUCUGAACUCCGUCGAACAAUGCCAUCAAUUUCUGUUCAAUUUUUUAGCAAAGAAAGUGAAUUUUCUUCACUCUUAUUAAGAUUUCAAUGGCGCCUCCCAUAGUCGAUGCUGUGUACCUGAAGGAAAUCGAGAAGGCCCGUCGAGACCUUCGUGCUCUAAUCUUCAAGGAGAAAUGCGCUCCUAUUAUGCUCCGUCUAGCGUGGCAUGAUGCUGGUACUUAUGACGCUAAAACGAAAACCGGAGGUCCCAAUGGCUCCAUCAGGUUCAUGAAAGAAUUGAACCAUACUGCAAACAAGGGACUCAAAAUCGCAGUUGAUUUCUGCGAAACUGUGAAGGCCAGACAUCCAAAAAUCACAUAUGCAGAUCUGUACCAGCUCGCUGGAGUUGUUGCUGUGGAGAUUACUGGCGGGCCAUCCAUUGACUUUGUCCCCGGAAGAAAGGACGCAAAUGCAGCUGUAGAAGAAGGCCGCCUUCCAGAUGCUCACCAAGGUGCUUCCCAUUUAAGAGAUGUAUUUUGCAGGAUGGGACUAACUGACAAGGAUAUUGUGGCAUUAUCUGGAGGACACACAUUGGGAAGAGCUCACAAGGACAGAUCAGAUUUUGAAGGCCCAUGGACAAAGGACUUUCUGAAGUUUGAUAACUCCUACUUUGUGGAAUUGCUGAAAAAUAACUCUCGAUCUGGGGAACAACUGUUGAAGCUUCCUACAGACAAGGCCUUGGUCACAGAUUCUCAGUUUUCCCAAUAUGUGAAGGCAUACGCAAAGGAUGAAGACAUGUUUUUCGAGGAUUAUGCAGCAUCUCACAAGAAACUGUCUGAGCUUGGCUUCACUAAACCUUCCACAGUUCUCGAUGGCAGAGGCUCUGCAUGGACAAACGGAAUUGUGGUAGCUGCGAUCAUAGCAGUUGUGGGGAUACUGUGUUACAAAAGAGGCAUGUUACCUGAGGGGAAUGCCUUUUUUCCAAAUCUCUUCUGAUUAUAAUAAAGGAAAGAUAUUCUUCCAACUAUAUAUAUAUAGUUUUUUUCCAGUUCAUUUUUAAGUGAUGACAAUUGGCAAGAGAAAAGAAUGCUCAGAACAUUGAUUAUAUCCGAGUCGUGUUCGAUUCUUUCGCAUCGUUAAUAAAUUCUCGUGUGGUACCUCACAAAAAAGUACUUGGUUGAUGAAUCAUUUUCUCGGAUGAUUGAUUUAAUCAGUUUUACUUUGUUUAUUAUGGGCAUCCUUUGUGCGCAUUUGAUGAUAAAAGGUGGAAAACUAUAUUAAAAUUGUGGGAAAUUAUUUAUAUAAACUUAUGGUGCCGUUCCACCAAACAAGUC